AGUGCUUCUGACUGCUUAUUAUAUAAAUAUAAAAGUGACCCGAAAGGGGUGGACAGGGUGUUCUCAUACAAUGAAACACUUUUGAGUAUUGUGCUCAGGGCCCAAAAUUGAGAUUAUUUGAAUAUAUAAGGCCUGUGUCUAUGGACUUAUUUGACGACGACUAUGUUCCCAAAUCACUUAAAGGGAAUCAGUUAUUAUAAUUUGAUUACUUACACGCUUCGCCACUGCUUCCUUUAGAAUAAUUAUUACUUUCAAAGGAAAAGACUAAACCAAAAACGCCUUGCUGUCGGAAACUGGUCAAAGGCCAACGACCUCCCAUUGCUGACAUCAGUUUCUGUAUAACAGGCUGAGAUCGCUAUAAAACAAGCAGUCAUUUCGUAGCCUUCAGAAUAAAUACGGUACUUUGCGAGACGGCGCGUCUACUAUAACUCUCACGGAGGGUUGAAACCUCGUCGAAGGCUGAGAUUGCUAUAAAACAGCCAGUCAUUUCGAGGCCUUCAGAAUAAGUACGGUGCUUUGCGAGACAGCGCGUCUAUCAUAACUCUCUCAGAGGGUUGAAACCUCGCCGAAGGACUAAAUACAUCACAUUCUCAAGCAAUGUCUGGAUCUGAAGUGGACAUCACGAAUAUUCUGAUGACUUUGGUCAUCUUUUUGGCCUCCUUCUACGUGGUGUGGGGUUACUUGAAGACCCGGGGUCUUCCACCCACCCCAACUAUCUCACUGCCUGUUGUGGGACAUUUACUCUCCAUGAACCCACAGGAUCCUCGAAGUCAGAUGAAAAAAUGGCGUGAGAAAGUGGGGGAUGUUUUCAGCCUGUACUUGGGUCCUAAUGUGGUCAUUGUGCUCAACGGCUACGACGCGAUAAAAGAGGCGUUCGUGAAAAGAGCUGACGAUUUCUCUGACCGGCCAUUUUUCUAUUUUGACUGGGCCAUGAAUUACCAAGGUCUGGGCGUUGUGAUGUCUUCAGGACCGAACUGGAAAGAACAGAGAUCUGUUUCCCAAGGCAUUCUUAGAGACUUGGGCAUGGGAAAGAACGUUUUAGCCGAGGGAAUACAAGAGGAGGUAGCCCAAUAUCUUACUUGUCUGAGCAAGUUGGAGGGGAAACCAAAAGACAUACGCAUUCUUACGAAUAUAAGUGUGGCAAAUGUUAUUUGCUCUGUGCUUGUGGGGCAGCGCUUCGACUAUGAAGACCCGAAGUUUAAAAGAGUGGUUGAGCUGAUGAACUAUAACGUUACACAUCUCAUUGGCUUGGGACCCACUAUUCUCAGUAUGUAUCCCGUUUUACACUACCUUCCAGGGGAUCUCUUCAAUACUAAAAUUAUAUCGAAGAACAGGAGAGAAUUCGGAGAACUUUUUAUCCUUUAUUUUAGAGACCUCAAAGGAUUCACAGAAUACAACGAAGCGAACACGGACAAUUUUAUUGCAAAGUAUGUGUUCCAGAAAAACCAAAAGGAAAAGAAUGGAGAGUCGACCCAUCUUGACCAGAGAAACCUGACAAAAGUCAUAGAAGAUCUGUUAGGCGCUGGGAUGGAGACGACAAGCACGACCAUCAGCUGGUUUCUUCUCUAUAUGCUGCACUACCCUGAAAUCCAGGAAAAAAUCUUCAAUGAGAUUAACUCUGAAAUUGGUACAGAAAAGGCUCCAACUAUGAUGGACAAAAGCAAGCUGAAAUAUUUGAACGCUGCAAUUAUGGAAACUCAGAGGAUUGGGAACAUUGUCCCUUUUGGGGUUACCCAUAUGUGUUCACGUGACACGACCUUCAGAGGGUUCAAGAUACCAAAGGGGGCGCAUGUUAUUGGAAAUAUGACGUCAGUAUUUUUCGACAAAACAGUUUGGGGGGAGGACGUGGAUACUUUCCGACCAGAACGUUUCCUUGACGAUAUGGGUGAUCUAAAACACUUCGAAGAAUUUACUCCUUUUUCAGUUGGCAGGCGAGUUUGUCUUGGGGAAGCCUUGGCGAAGAUGGAAUUGUUUCUGUACCUCUCGUCAAUGUGUCAGCGAUUCCAGUUUUUGGCCCCAGACCCAGAUGUUCCCCCAAAGAUAAGUGACGUGAUGAGCAUAACAAAAUCUCCAAAACCUUUUGAGAUUAGACUUCUUGAUAGACGUUCGUGAGCAGAAAACGGUUGAUGAAAUCCAGAAGAAUGCAGAAAAGGCCCACGGCUGCUGCAGUGAAAGGAAGAAAAAUCUUCAAGAGCAAUCACGUGAAGGCGUUGAAAGGACUGCAGAUCCUCCCAAGUGUAAUGUUUCUUUGUUCUUUGCCUUUUUCCUCCUGAAAGAAAAUCCUGCCCAAAUAUUUUCCAUUGUCCUUAUUUCCUGAGCCUUCAAAGUUUUCAUUUACACUUUGCUUAAGUGAUAUGCUUCCAAAGUUGCGAAUGCGUUUUGCAUUUUUAAACACUUCAACACCGUUUUUAAAAACUGGGUUAGAGGUUUUCCACCGUUCCCACCCCACUCUCAUGUGUUUUUGUACGUUAGAUAUUGCUUGUGGAACGCAUACAGUUUUCAUUUGAACGGGGAUAUGUACUACACAAAUACUAUUUUUACUAUUAUUGUUAUCACACACUUGGUUCAAGUGGCUUGCAAGGCAGUAUGCGUAUAGCUUUUCGUUUCAAACCCUUGCUGUACUUUAAAAAAACAUUCCAUUUCUCCAGUGCUCAUGUCUUGUCCUCUUACGUGACAAUCAUAGUGCCGUGCAACCAUUUUAACUCCUUUCAUUUAUUCACCUGUUAAAGAUGUUCCUUUAUUUUGCAAUGAAUCUUUAUUUGUAGAGAUAAUAAUCUUUCUUUGGUUCAUUUAGCUUGCUUCUAAUUGCAUAAUGUUUUUGACAAUAUAUGUGCUGUUGUUUUUUUACACGUAUAAGUUACCAUGGUUUCCAUUAGUGUCCGUUUCUAUUUUUAUGUUUCAUUUCAAAUGAACAAUUGAUGGUUUAUUGGUUUCACUAUGCUUUUGCCAGUUUAACAUGUUACUGGUUUCAUAAAAAUUUAUAGCAGUUUUACGUGUAUAUACAGUUCAUUCUGGUUUU
This is a messenger RNA of Aplysia californica (California sea hare), 3019 nucleotides long. RefSeq names its product cytochrome P450 2B4. The transcript is spliced from 5 exons. Gene Ontology annotation, molecular function: oxidoreductase activity, acting on paired donors, with incorporation or reduction of molecular oxygen, reduced flavin or flavoprotein as one donor, and incorporation of one atom of oxygen; iron ion binding; heme binding. Lineage: Eukaryota; Metazoa; Mollusca; Gastropoda; Aplysiida; Aplysiidae. Gene Ontology annotation, biological process: xenobiotic metabolic process. The record is from RefSeq and is a predicted model, not a curated record. Gene Ontology annotation, cellular component: intracellular membrane-bounded organelle; cytoplasm. Bases 598 to 2112 code for a protein of 504 amino acids.